Messenger RNA from Bemisia tabaci, 2957 nucleotides. The record is from RefSeq and is a predicted model, not a curated record. Lineage: Eukaryota; Metazoa; Arthropoda; Insecta; Hemiptera; Aleyrodidae.
AAGAUUUCUGAGGCUUCUCCUCCUAUACAAUCCUAGUGACACGUGUGACCAGAUCUGAUAUGCAAGUGAGAAGAUUGUGUGGUCUACAUGUACACUAGCGAAGCAUUGCGCAUCCGUCCAGAGAUUCGGAAAUUAAAAAUGACCUUCAUCACAGUGAAUUUAUAAUUAGAAAGUUACCUCGCCUUCUAAUGGCCUUAUAUAAGUAUCAUUCUGUGAAUCGAACAACGCUUUAAAAUUUCAACAAUGAAAUUGUGUUUCGAACCCUGAGUAGCGUGGUGGUAUCUUCAAUGACACCGUUACCUCAGAGUAAUUCACAAUGUCUUGGCCUCGCAAGUUGCAACCAAAAAUAGCACAUGCAGUUGCUUUAUAUUCUCCUCUAUUUUACCGUGAGUGAGGUUGUGCUGUGCCACUGUCAUUUCAUUUAUUCACAGAUGUCAAAGUCAAAUACUGCACGUGCAUUACAUUUAGUGAGACAUUAUGAUGAAACUUGAGAGCAGUUCUGAAAAUAAAAUGACGAUUACUUGACAUAUUCAAAAACUAGCAAAAAUCGCGGUUGGAACAUACUAUUCUCGGGUGGUUAUGUUUGAAUUACAUUUCUCAUUUAGGAUAACUAUAUUUCUGGCUUAUUUUAGAAAAACAGGGUAGGUACGUCUCACUAAUUUCGCUAUCCAAGAAAAUCCUAUUAUCCAUGAGUCAGAAACAGUGGCUCCUCAUUGAAAUUGUAGUCCAAUGGACAAGACAUGUGGAGUACGUAAUUAAACACCAAACUAUCAGUUUCCCUAUUCAUUGAAAUUUUACGUAGAAUACGAUCGAAGAAUUGAGAAUUUCCAAAUUCAACUCAUAUGUGUGAAAUAAUUGCUUUUCUUCCUUCGAUAAUUGACAGUACAUAUUUUGAUGAGAUUAAAGGUAUCUAUUGUACCAGAGGCGGAGAAUGAAAAUGUGUGUGAAACGGUGGCGAGGCGUGAAUGAUCGAUCAUUGAUACUUCCCCAUUUGUAGCUGUGGAACAGAAUCGAUUAUUAAGGCGUUCGUUGCGAUCACCUUGUUUAUCGAUCCUUUUCCAUAGGUUUAAAAGGCAGAUCAAUGGAAGUAUCGCAAAGCACGCCACGCCUCUGUUGUGAAACCAAAAUCUAGUUAUUUACCUCGCGUAUUUCAAUCAAUGCAUAAUUUCGCCGGCGAUCAGUUUGAAUUUUUUUUCACAAACGAGUUGAUUUUGAAUGUUUUUAAUAUGUAAGCUGCCCGAUAUUUUGAUAAUUAAAAUGUGCUGUAGUGCUUAAUCAUUUUUCACCUUGUCUAGUCUACUAUCCAUUGAGCUCUAAUAAACCUGACAGCCGGUAUCAGAUGCCUGCCAGUAAUAUUGGCUAUGCGUUCGAUUUCCGCCACUCUGAAAGGCAUUGAGAACUGACUAAUUGGUUUCUCGGAGCUACAAUACUGCCUGGAAAUCAGUGCCUAUCAUUUUCCCCUUCCAUGUGAUUCAAAAAUGCUGAUAUAGGUAAAUUUUAACAUUAAAUUGUGACAUCUUAAGAUAAAAACUAUAAAGUGAAUUCAGAACAGCAACUUCGCCGAUAAAAAAUGGAGUUCGCGACAGAGCAGGAGCCAAAGCAGACACCAUCAGAAAAAUGGGGUAGAAUGUUUUGGGCGUGUGGAGGAGCCAUGAUGAUAUUUUUCUUCAACGGAGUGGCCGAGUCUCAUACUGCAGUUCUCUUGCCACGCCUCCAGGAACCCGACAGCCCCAUACAUAUUAACCCCGACCAGAUGACAUGGAUAGCUAGUCUUGGAAUCGUUGGCGCCCCGGUAUCUGGUGUUCUUUGUGGUCCUUGUGUCGACUACUUUGGCCGGAAAAUCGUUGUGCAGUGCUAUUUCAUCGUCUGUGCCUUGGGCUAUGCUCUCAUAGGAGCCGCCAGCUCCGUCUACGAAAUUUACGUCGGGCGUCUGAUUCUAUCUUUGGGAAUCGGGUUCGAGGUUGCAGGGAUCGUGUACAUCGCGGAGGUGAGCACGGCGCGGAUGAGGAGCGUGUUGUUGUCCCUGACCUACUCCGUUCUCUACGGGGGUGGCACCCUCUUCGCCUACGUGGUAGGCCUCAGCCUGCCCUGGAACCUCGGAUCGGCUGUCUUCGCGUUGGCUUGUGUCCUCCUCUUCGGCUACGAGUCCUUCACCCCUGAGUCUCCUCCUUACCUCGUCAAGAAUGGGCACACCGACGAGGCCAUAGCCGCCUUUAAGCGACUUGGACGUAGCGAUGACCAAAUUGCACAAGAAAUCAGAAUAUUAGAGCGGAAGGGGGAGCCCCGACAACAGGUGGAAUGGAGGACUUUCCUGGAGCCAACGGUCUGGAAGCCGUUUCUCAUCAUAUCCUGCUUCCACUUUCUACAGGCGGUCACAGGAGUAUGGGACACGCUGUACUACACGGUGGACUUGGUGACCAAUCUCGGCACCCAGUAUGACCCCUACGAGGUGUCGCUCUUUCUGACCGUCGGCCGGUCCCUCAUGGCCAGCACCGCCGGCGUUUACUUCACCACGAGAGUCAGCCGCAAGAUGGCCGCUGCAGUCUCCACUUUCUCUAUGGCUGUUUCGCUCUUUAUCUUGGCUGUUUACGAAAAAAUGUACGAAUUUACUUCAGAGCUGGAACGUCCGUACCCCCUAUUGCCGAUCUGCGCCCUGAUCGGGGCAGUCAUGGCGAGCGGCGCCGGGUUCUUUUUUCUGCCGAUGUUGAUGAGUGGUGAGGUUUUUCCGCUGAAGGUUCGCGGUACCACGAGCGGGGCCGCAUUCUUCGUCGGCACCGGGAGCAUGUUCCUCUUCCUCAAGCUCCACGUCUUCCUGGUCACGACGCUGGGCGUCUGGGGCUUCUACGCCAUGUGGACGGCGGCCUCUUUCAUCACCGGAUUUUAUUCAAUUUUCGUUCUGACCGAGACCCACGGCAGGGAGCUCCACGAGAUCGAGAAUAGCUACCGGAGUAAAAAAC